CAGCAGCAGCCAGCGCAACCGUCUGUCGUCGUCUGCCAUCAACGACGCUGCUUCAAUCAUGGCGGUUAGACGUGCCGCUUGCUAUGGUAAAACACUACUGUGGUCUCGUGCGGCAGCGAGGCCACACUCUGUAGUGCCCGCUGCGGCGAAGACCAUGGCGGCCGCGACGGGGGCGAGGGCAGCGCGGGUGUCGCAGGCGAGAAGAGAGCUGAGCUUCUCCUUCCCGGGCCCUCGCAAGCUCGAAGACAUCACCAACCUCCCGCUCCUGGCAAAGGAGGAGAAGGAGAGCAUAGCGGACAUCUGGACAGCCUAUCACGACGAGAGAGAGGACUCGCUGGGCACGGUCAUACCGGGAGACUCCCUUGACGGUCUGCAGGCUAAGGCUAAGAAGUGCCCGAUGUUCGUGCUUCCGGUGUGGCGAGAUGGGGGACACUUCAUGAUGCUCUCUCAGUACCAAGACAAGUGCUUCUUGCUCACCUACCUCGAGGACUACAAGGUUAACCCGGGAGGUGCUCAGCCUUACGCCACCAUCUCCAUGUACAACGAUCUGGUUGACAGCAAAGGACUCGGCUUGAUACGUGCGGACAUCACGCCGAACCUCACCAAAAAGGAGGUGGACAGGCUUGUACGACUCCUGAUUCGGUUCUACUCCCCGCACGCACACCACCACGUGGAAGCUUUCAACCUGAGGCCACAGGAAUUCGACCUCGACAAACUGCUGCAGGAGACACCCAGAGAUUGAUGAUAGCUAAUGAAGUUCAACACGGCUUGGAAAGAAUAACUAACCGAGUACAUAUUGGAGAACCAUCAUGGUACCUUAAAAAAAUAGUAAGAGUACCCUUAUCUGUUUUUUUAUAGCCACGUAUUAAAUUUUCUUUCCAAAGGAUAUCUUUUCCCCGACUUUUCCGAGGGAGGCGUUAUUGCGGUCGAUGUAGGGUAAUGUAGUUCUCGUCCUGGUGCAUCCGUGCCCUCAAACUGCCAUCUUUGUCCUAAAUCUGCUGGUCCAUACCAGAGGGGGGUGAUUCAGAGGCAACACGCGGUCGGGGUAUUUUGUAUCUUGUGCCUUUUGUUCUCUUCUUGUGCUGUGGUGGUUGAAAAGCGGCAAGAGACGCCACUUCAUACGAGUGGUUCGGGUCUUGUAAUGUUUUGGCGUCAU
This is a messenger RNA of Ectocarpus siliculosus, 1156 nucleotides long. NCBI's taxonomy places the organism in Eukaryota, Phaeophyceae, Ectocarpales, Ectocarpaceae. The record is from the annotation of a GenBank genome assembly.